Messenger RNA from Protopolystoma xenopodis, 1563 nucleotides. The record is from the annotation of a GenBank genome assembly. NCBI's taxonomy places the organism in Eukaryota, Metazoa, Platyhelminthes, Monogenea, Polystomatidea, Polystomatidae.
AUGGGUGAAAGAGGCAGGAAGAAGGACAACAAGGAUUCAGAAGGGGAAGAAGAGCAAGAGGAGGAGGAUAAAAAGGCAAAAAGGGACAUAAAUGGGGAAAGGGAAAAAAGAGAGCAAAAUGACGGAGAGGGUAAUAAGCGAAAGAGGCGAUUGGACGAAGACAAAGAUGAGGAGGAUGAGGAUGACGAAGACUACGAGGAUGAGGAGGAGGAGGAGGAGGAGGAGGAUGAGGAAGAGGAAGAGGAGGAGGGGGAGGAGGAGGAGGAUGAGGAUGAGGAAGAGGAGGAGGAGGAUGAAGAGGAAGAGGAGGAGGAGGAAGAAGAAGAGGAGGACGCCGUAGGAACAAAGGGUGACAAAGUAAAAAGGUUUGUGAAAAAACGCGAGGACAAAGAAGUCAAGAAGGCAAAGGUAAGAGAGUGUGAAAAAGAAGUGAUAAAGAAUAAAAAUGGUAACUGUUGUUGGAACUUCGGCCAGACCACUGAGGAGAGGGAGAGAUCUCUGUAUGGCCUAUACUUGCAGCAACCUCAGUACCUCAAUCUCAGUCAGCAUCCUCUCUUCCAUGCCAUGAAGGAGGCGCAAGUGCGAGCCUCUGCCCUGUUUUCGCAGGGACUCUUCUCCUGUUCUGGCCUGGAAACCGAGGCGACUUGUGGCCUCAGAGGCGAGGCCAGCUGUGCCAGUGAUGCUCUGUCCGGCGGCGGCAUGGACAACAGAUCUCUCGGUCAGCCGGGCCUCUCGUGUUUGGGAGCAGCGUCCCCGUCGAAACCAUUCUGUGAAGAGCAUCAGAACAGCCUGGACCUCUCCGUCGGUAACGUCGGUCCGACGCGUCUGCACAACCAACCUACGCAGGCGUCUGGUUCUUUCGACACGUUUCGCAGACCGAGUCAACCUCUCUGCCUGUUGCCGUUGCCCGGACUGCCCACAGCCUCACUUGGACUCAAGGUCGGCCAUGACAGUUGCUCCGGCAACCAACGUGAUGGCGCAGGUCUGGGUCCAAAUGGAGCAGACUCAGACGUUCGGCGCAUGGCCGAAUUGACAGCCGAGCUGGCACAGACGUUCGCCGCGGCCGCUGCCGCGGCCGUAGCGCAGUCCAAUCUCACGACGACAAUUGGCGCCGGAUCCAACAGCAAUCUCGAGACUGGAGGUGAUCUGGGCUUCGCGCAGCUUGGAAGGGUCUCGACUUCCGGCGGCUCAGACAUCAUCGGACUAACGGACACAGUCGACCUGUCGGAGUCGAGCUCGGAUGCGGUCAGAAGUGAGCGCCAAUUUGGCGAGGUGACUUCCGUCGUCAACAGCCUGUCAGUCGGCCGGAGUCAGGCCAGUCUGGACGGAGCUGGACUUGUGGUGAAAGGGACGAAUGGCGGUUUGGUGGAUGGCAACGUGACGGUUUGCAUCCCGGAAGGCCCAGUCUCUGGUAGCCAUGCCGAAUCCAAGGCGAAUCCAAACGGCCUUUACUGUGUCGUCUGUGGAGAUGUGAGUAGUGGGAAGCACUAUGGCAUCCUGGCCUGCAACGGCUGUAGUGGUUUCUUCAAGAGAUCCGUCAGAAGAAAGCUGAUUUAUAGGUAA